Molecule: messenger RNA, 9859 nt
Organism: Panthera uncia (snow leopard)
Lineage: Eukaryota; Metazoa; Chordata; Mammalia; Carnivora; Felidae
Gene: FAM20B
Product: FAM20B glycosaminoglycan xylosylkinase
Exons: 8
Coding region: 4974-6203 (409 amino acids)
Biological process (GO): protein phosphorylation
Cellular component (GO): Golgi apparatus
Molecular function (GO): phosphotransferase activity, alcohol group as acceptor
Source: RefSeq, a predicted model, not a curated record
CGCCUCCCCUCUGUUAACCACCAGUUUGUUCUUUAUAGUUAAGAGUCUGGGUUUUUUGUCCCCCCUCCCCAUUCAUUUGUUUUGUUUUGUUUUGUUUUGUUUUGUUUCUUAAAUUCCACAUCCAAGUGAAAUCGUAGGGUAUUUGUCUUUAAGAAGCUAUUUCUUAAGCAGAGAAUUAGCAGGAAAAGGAAAACUAGAUGUAGAUACUGAUUAAUAUUGUUUGAUAUUUUUGGUUUCGUGGAAGACUGCUAUUUGAAGGUGAAAAAGAAGAGUAUGCUCUCGUGGUAGGCAGUGCAUGGCAAUGCAAGAAUGGGCUGGUUUCCUGGGGGAUACUCAGGAUUUAGCCGGGUAAUAAACACGUGAUGCUCUUUGGUAUUGGUGGUUUUGACUUCCUGGAAAGAAGGAAGCACACAGUGCUAGGUGGGAUGAUUUCUGAAUGCUCUUGAUUUUCCUCAGAAUUGCCAGUAACCAGCAGGAGAAACUGCGUUUAUUUCUAGGGGGUGGGUAAUAAUAAUGUAGCCCAAUGCUCUGAUGCCGCUACCCAUUAAAAAACAAAAGGACAUUAUAUCAGACUUAGCUCAGGGUGAAAGUGUGUGUGUUUCUAAUACUUUUUGUACUAAAAGGUUGUGAUUUUUGCUAUUAUUUAGGCUUUGGCUGAAGUAUGAAUGGCAGGUUUUAUAAACUGGGCAUAUGUAGUUGUGUGAGGGUGUGAGGUUAGUCUCCAUUGUUCUAAAGUAUGUAAAUGGAUUUUAGUAAGUGGUCCAGUUCAGAGUCCGUUUUUUCUUGUGCUACCUUAAAGGGACCUUAAUUCUCUAUUUUCCUAAGUGUCUACCAUGAAGACAGAAAUGGUGUGUAACAUUUCAUUUCACAGUGAGUUUACUGCUCUGUGGAAGGGAUUAGUAAUUAUUUACAAAUAUGACCUAACAAUUGAUUAUUCCAGUGUUUAUAUUUAAUGGUUAAUUUAAUGUUUCCCUCUUCCUGAGAGAAUUGUUUUUAGUCACAUGAUUUAUUUCCGUGUCUUCUCCCUCAAUAUUUUUAACGUCUCCAAAAUAGUUGAUAAGGGCAGACUAUAUGCGAAAAUGUUGUAUUUGACAAAUCACCCCAAAAUUUAGUGGUUUAAAAUAGUGAUUUGUUCUUUCUCACCAUUGUGUAAGUCAGCUGGGCUCAGCUGGUUGGUUGUUCUGCCCAAAUGGUUUAUAGACUGGGAUCACACGUGUGACCCCAUUUGACUGGGACCUCUAUUAGAACUGGGGUGGCUUUACUUCUGUGUCGGGCACUUGAGCUGAGGUGGCCAGAAUGGGUAGGUGCUGGCCAGGCCCCUCUCCAUCUCAGUCCCUCCUCAUUCAGUAGUCUAGCCCAAGCUUCUUUGCAUGGUGGCUGGGUCCCAAUCGGAAGCUGCCAGGUCUUUUAAGGGCUGGGCCCAGACCUGGCACACAGUCAUUCCAUUGCAUUCUGUUGGCCAAAGCAAGUUACAGAGCCAGCCCAGGUUCCGGGAGGAGAAAAAAUAGAUUCUACUUUGUGAUGGGAGGAAUUGUUGGUAUCUGUCUUUGUAGAUAAUCAACCAAAAACUCUUAAGUAGAUUCAGGUCUUACCUCUUCUUAUCCCCACCAGACCUUCAGAGCUUUGCUGAAACCCAGUUACUAAAGAAGUUCGUAAAACGGUCCCUGUAAGUCCUACUCAGGAUCAAGGGUGGGAGGUUAUGUGAGUAACUAUGAUUAUAAAGUAUAUAAUAAAUUCCUCCUACUUUGCCUGAAAUCUCCUUUGUUAAUAGCCUUCUGCAUGAAAUGUUCAUACUGAACAUUGUGAGCACUUUAUACUCACAGGCAUGUUACGUUCCAUUUAUGUGGAAAGAAUGUUAUUUGACCAUUGAAUUGAAAACAUAAGAAAAAGUUCUCACUGAAACUUUCACUUUUAGUUACUCUGCACAAACGUUGGGAUUUCUUCUCCAUGACUUGAGGAGAAAUAGUGUAAGGAUGUCAGUUGAUCCGAGGGAGAUUCUAGGGUGCACAGCUGCCAGUGAGACUUGGAACCUCACUGGUGGCUUGUGGGAGUUCCUCCUAAAGUAGUAAGUGAGGGGCCGGGUGUUCACAGGUUCCUCAGCAGCUGCAUGAAUUGAAUGUUAUCACACCAUGAGUUAGACCUGUGCACUGCCAUGUUUUUCUGCAUAUGUCCCUCCAGACAUCAGCUAGAUUCUUGAGUGGAAGACUUCAUACUAAGACCUCCCUUUUUUUCUGCAUUUUCUGCAGAAUCUGUAUCUCUUCUCCCCCAAGCAACUUAAUAGUCCUGAGUUUGUCCUUAUAAAACACUUGUCACAUAUGUAGGAUGAUGUGUGUGUGUGUGUGUGUGUGUGUGUGUGUGUGUGUGUGUGAGAGAGAGAGAGAGAGAGAGAGAGAGAAGAAUGAAAGUAAAUGAGCCUCCAUAGCAAGCCUCAUUUAGCUGAUGGAGCUGCAGAUGAAACCAGGGUUCAGGAGGAAAAUUUCUUAUAAAGGUCUACCUUCCAGAACUCCAAUUUAAGAGCUUAUGCCAGCUUUUAGUGUGAAGACGACCAUUUACAUUGCCUUUUUUAUAUUUAACGUUUUUUGAGUUAUGUUAUUGCCUUGAGUCUGUUUGUUCUGUGAGGUAGGCUCUGUUCCACAUAACAGAACCAUUAAAAUAAAUGACCAUAAUAUAAACUGGACAGUGUUACACUGUUGGAAGCAUUUCUGAGAGGAGGUGAAGGCAUAAAAUAGAGCAGGCAGACUCCUCUGGGAAUGCAAGUGAAGUUUUCAUGAAUAAUUUGGAAUGUAGCCAGUGAGUUUGGUUUAAUUUCCUUCGAAAUGGGGUAUCUUCUUAGAAACCCAGUUUGCGGAGAGUAUGGUAAGUGUGCCGUUGUUUCCAGCAAGAGAAGAAGAUAAUACGGCACGGAAACCCUGUCUUGGGUCUCCUACCCUCUCAAGCAUGCAGGCGUAAAGGGGAUCAUCUUAAAGACUAAGAAGUAUGCCGUCACUAGAGGAUGGUAUGAUACCGUAUCCUGCAUCUCAUAGAUUUUUCUGGAAUAGGAGAGACUUUUUUGUAGAAAUUCCACUGUGAUCUCUACAUUGUCGAUUUCUUAAAUGUCUUUGGCUUACCCUGUGCACUGAAGGAACGGCAACUCUCCAGCUAAAGAAAACCUCUUUCUGAACUGUCCAUGUUUCUUCAGAAAAAGAAACAAUACCCUGAAACUACCAGCUAAACCGAGCAGAGUGUCGUGUCGUUAGAGAAGUAGAUUGCCCAAAGAGGAUAAGCAGAUAAAGGAGAGCCAGCAUUAAGUGCCGCACGCUCACGUGAUUCUGAACGUCAAAGGAGAUUAACGCCACAGUCCCAAGAUCUUUGUAGUGGUUUGUUCAGUGUAGGUGAAUAAAGCAUCCACCUUACUAUGCGAGGUACCGUAGGGAUCGCAAAGACAGUUAAGAUCACCAAGGAGCCAAGUUUCGGAGAGGGCAGUUGAGAACUACGUAGCAGAAGAUACUGGACAAGGCAGAGUGUGGUGAAGGCGUGCUCUAAUGGACAGAGGUUUCUGUAGGGUGUGAAGAGGGGCUGGAAAUGGCCUCGGAGAUGGCCCUUGAAAGAUAGAUUAGGCUUUAAACAGGAGAAAAUGGGGACAAAGGGUAAGAGCAAGAGGUCUUUUGAGGGAGUCCCCAUGUGAGGAAUGACAGGGCAGAGGUCAGCCCCACACCAGGGCAGAGCCUGGUCAUGGUCCGUCUGAGUUGAAACUGAGGAACGGUGCCGCCUGGCAGAGCAGACCGCGGAAGCCCAUGCAGAGGGCGGCUCUGAUGCCUGGCUAAGGAACGUGGGGAAAUCAGAAGCGGUGUGUGAUGAGGCGGGUGACUGUGGCGCAUCAUCUGGUCUGCGCUGGAGAACCUGGAGGCCUGGAACACAGUUCUUUCCGUGAUUCAGCAGAAGGGGAUGAGGACUAGGUUACGUUGGUGGCUGUGGGAACGAAGGGCACCUGUCUUUCCUGCUCUGCCAGGAUGUGGCUGGUGAUUGAUCACAAACACGGAAACUUGUUUGGCCUCUUGCACCCCGUGCUCACUCCCGAUCUGCAGAGGUAAAUGGUGAAAUAACUUAGCAGUUGAACUCUUCCUUCGUUUACUUCACGUAAACCCCUCUCCUGGUUGAGUGGGUGAAUUGUUUGCAGCCCCGAAUUGCUGAACGGGUGCUUCUGAGGCCUAUUCAAAAGGUAAUGAGAUUUCCCAUUUUAAAAGCGCACAAAGACUGUGGAAUGGGACCGUUUGGUCUGAAUUUUGGAGCUGCUGGAACUUCCUGUUGCUUUAGUGAUUAAAAACAAACACACCUCAAUAUCCGUGGCCUUUAUGCUGAAUGUUUAGAUAUGAUAGGUUUAUACAGCACGAGGGAGGAACUUAACCCAAAUGAAAUGAGCAGCGGCCCUAGAAGUUUGGGGGUUAACCAGAGUCAGUCCUGGCAGACAGCCGCCCUGCUUGCCCCUCUGCGCCUGCCCCUCGUGCCAGUGGUGCCAGGCCCGUGGGUGGUUGCGGCUGGAGGUACUGAGGAAGCGGUCGCUGACACAGCCAGAUUUCCACGUUCCCUUUUGUCACUGCAGCCGAGACGGGUGCCGCUGAACAGAUCACUGGAGGAGCGGAGAAUCAGUGAAGGAGUUGUGUGGUGCGUGGGUCGUGCUGGAACCAGCGGUCUCUGGAAUCUGCUCUCAGACUAGCGCUCGCUCUUCACCGUAAUCACAGAGAACCAUCUUACUGAGUUUCACACCAAACUCCGUACCGUCACAAUUACAUUUUGGAUGCACUUGAAUUGCCUUUGCCUCAGCUGACAGUGUUACGUGCUCCCUGGGAGAAGGAUGCUGAAACAAAACAGGAAUUGUGGGAGGCGCUCCUGUGAAGAAAUGGACCAGUGUGCGUAAUCAUGGAAUCUCCUUGCUAACCGGCUCUCCUUGAGAAGUGAGAGAGAGAGUGGGUCGGGGAGAAGGAAAAGAGGUCAACAUGAAGCUAAAGCAGCGAGUCGUGCUGUUAGCAAUUCUUCUUGUCAUCUUUAUCUUCACCAAAGUUUUCCUGAUUGACAACUUAGACACAUCAGCAGCAAACCGAGAGGACCAGAGGGCUUUUCACAGAAUGAUGGCUGGCUUGCGGGUAGAGCUGGUGCCCAAGCUGGACCACACCUUGCAGUCUCCCUGGGAGAUUGCAGCCCAGUGGGUGGUUCCGCGGGAAGUGUACCCAGAAGAGACACCAGAGCUGGGGGCGAUCAUGCAUGCCAUGGCCACCAAGAAGAUCAUUAAAGCUGAUGUGGGUUAUAAAGGGACACAACUGAAAGCCUUACUGAUACUUGAAGGAGGACAGAAAGUCGUCUUCAAACCUAAGCGGUAUAACCGAGACUAUGUGGUAGAAGGGGAGCCGUAUGCUGGCUAUGAUAGACACAAUGCAGAGGUCGCAGCCUUUCAUUUGGACAGGAUCCUGGGUUUCCGCCGAGCGCCCUUAGUGGUUGGCAGAUUUGUUAAUCUGCGGACAGAGAUCAAGCCUGUUGCCACGGAGCAGCUGUUGAGCACCUUCCUAACCGUAGGAAAUAACACUUGUUUCUACGGGAAGUGUUACUACUGCCGAGAAACAGAGCCAGCUUGUGCCGAUGGAGACACAAUGGAGGGGUCUGUCACGCUGUGGCUUCCGGAUGUGUGGCCUCUGCAGAAACACCGACACCCGUGGGGCAGGACUUACCGAGAGGGCAAACUGGCCAGGUGGGAGUACGACGAGAGCUACUGCGACGCCGUGAAGAAAACGUCCCCUUACGACUCCGGCCCGCGCCUCCUGGACAUCAUCGACACCGCAGUCUUCGAUUACCUGAUCGGCAACGCUGACCGCCAUCACUAUGAGAGUUUUCAAGACGACGAAGGCGCUAGCAUGCUCAUCCUUCUCGAUAAUGCCAAAAGCUUUGGGAACCCGUCUCUGGAUGAGAGAAGCAUUCUUGCCCCCCUCUAUCAGUGUUGCAUCAUUCGGGUUUCUACCUGGAACAGACUGAACUACCUAAAGAAUGGUGUGCUGAAGUCUGCCUUAAAAUCCGCCAUGGCCCAUGACCCCAUCUCCCCCGUGCUGUCUGAGCCUCACCUGGACGCCGUGGACCAGCGGCUCCUGAGCGUCCUGGCCACCGUGAAGCAGUGCACUGACCAGUUUGGGGCGGACGCUGUGCUGGUGGAAGACAGGAUGCCUCUUUCCCACUUGUAAUUCGCCACACAAAAUAAGUGAAACUACUUUUUACAAAGCUAGAGAAACAGCACAAUCACUUCCAAAUGGUAUGAGAUGGAUUGGAAACGGCCAGCGGCAAGCUCUGGGUGACAGGGGACAGGGUGGCCUUGGAUUCCUUUGGUGAUUUCUGUAGGAGAAACUAAAGCAGAGACGACAGGUUGCAGGCCCCAGGAGCCUUCCCGCCAGACCACCCGACCCCCUCGGCAUCUGCGCACCCCCGCGGUGGGCCUCCUGCUUGGUCCGUCCUAACUCACGCGCCAAAGGGUGGAUCGAGGUGUGGCGCCUGGAUGGGUUGAUGCUGGGGCUGGUUCUGGAGCCUGUAGUUUGAGUUCAUCUUCUAACCCUUUCUCCACACCUGUGGAUUUUCUGAGAACACCUUGUAAUCUCUUGAGUCCUUUUGUAACCAGGACUAGUCCAGUUGGGAGUUUUCCUGCCUCCUGAGGAGUAGCAGCCAGUAAGACCUGGCGUUCUGUUGAGCCCAAAUAGCAUGCUCUCCUGGGAGGGGUAUGUUUUUAGGAUAGAAUUAGUGGGAAAGACAAAGGCAGGAAAGACGCUCGGGCUCCUUCCUAAGUGAUUGGGUGGUAGUGUUCUUCGGGAUAGUUUAGAGGAGGGAAGAAGGGGCAGAAUCAGAAUCGGAGAAGCCCCCCUGGCAGGUGCGUAAACGCAGACGUGACUCGAACCUCAGCGAGACCCGCAUUCCCACAGUGGUGUCCCAGUUAACCUGGAAGUUGUCCAGGCGUGAUUCUCUCACGGAGACUUUCUUUUUCCCUUUUGCCCCAAGCAGGCACAUCUUUUCUAAAUUAACAAAGCGAAUUGAGGUGAUACCUUGAAUAAGAGUGAAGUUGCCUGUGAUCUCUGCCAUCCUGAUUUCUUUUCGGAAAUGAAUUUCCACCUCAGCCUUUAAGGCAUUUGGUCACCGAAGCCUCUGUUCCCGAGAGAAUGGCAAUGCUGUUUGUGCCUUUCUCAUGAGAACGACCAGCUUGCUCCCGGAGCGGACGGUGCUCGUCCUGCUGGUGGCUGGACCUGUCCUGUGACUUGGGCCUUGCAGCAGAAGAUUGGGAACAAAAAUUUUAAGCAUUCUGAGCCUUAAAAUUAAGGAGGUCACCAGGGAGGGCCUUAAGAUUUUGAUUUAUAUCAAGCCCUAACGUCCUCAUUUCAUUUCAUCGGGCGUUCUAAACCGGUGGUGUAGGAUCGUUUUUCCGUGUCCUCUCACUGCCCAUGACCCAGGCUCAGUGCGGUCUGUGUUCCUGCAGAGCGACUUGGACCCAUAAGCAGUUGCGGUAAAGCACAGGGCCCGAGGGGGACAGGCUCGGUGCGCCCGCCCACCGGGGGACCCAUCUCUCCUGCCUCUUGUCCGGGUGCCGGUCCAGCGUCUCACUUCUGUCAAGCAGGGACUGGUACUUAAAGCGUGUGGGCGAGCCGAUUUAAUGCCAGCCAUCGGAGACCGGUGUCAGGCAGCCACCCUUUCGAAAACAGCCUAGAAUGUAUGCCCUGAUUUUCUCGCAUUGAAAGGCCGCUAAGUAACCUGUCACCACUUAACAACAGCAUGAGGUCAGGAUGCUUUUGUGCUUUGUAUGUACGUUUCGAGACAGACACAAGAAUGGGUUGGGCUCCUUAAAAAAGGAAUUUAAGAAGACAGGUAUUAGCACAAAACACUGAAGUCGGGUCAACAAAAGGAGGCCUUAGAUUCCGAUUUUUAAGGCCAUUUACAGUGUGUAUCAAGUGAAAUUCACAGUUGAGCCUGAGAACACCUUGGGUAGUGCUGACCCAGAGUAUCAGGGAGCUGGCCGGAGGCAGAUGGCGGGAGGAGGCCGGCGCCGCCCGCGUGGGUGAAUGUUAGUCGAACUAAAUGACGGAUCGGUGCUCCUGCAGACACGUGGCACCGGGAGUGUGUCCCAGUGGGAUGGGCGAGAAUUGAUCUCGAACUGGGAACUUCAUUCAUAAUGUUGAGGGUAGAAGAUACUGCUAAGGAAAAAAGCAGGAGGGAGAGCUGCUUUGAAAAUGUCACAUCCUUUUUUUUCAAAACAUUGCAGAAAUGUUUAAUUUCAUUCUCUUUUCUGUUUUAAACUUCAUGAUCUUAAGAGGUGUUCAGAUCUAUCGUGGUUGAAGUCAUAUGCUAAUAGGGUGGUCGUGACAAGACUCUUAGAACAGAUUUAUGUUCUAAUCAGGAUUGGAUUAAGCUAGGAAAGCAUGUUUAGGCACAUCUUGGAAAAAACCAAGCAUAGGCUUAUAGCCCUAAAAUUCAGAAAAACUAAAUUCUCUUUGAAAAUGGAGGUAGAUAUCUUUUCAAGUUCUGUGACCCUGUCCUCUUUGUGGUUUAUUUAGCGCUAUCAUACUCAGACAAGUUGCUGAAAGUGUUCUCGGGCAGCCCGAGGUUGAGCGUGCCUGGGGGAACGUGUAAAGGUAGACAUGGGUACGUUUUAAUAUUGUCAGACGAGGAGAAUCAGGACUGCCUGCCAUUUCCUUACCUCCUCCCACUUCCUAAAUAUGUUUCUUCCAGAGUUUGGGGAAAUAUGGGUAUGGAAGUUACAUUCUAAAUUAUUCUUUAAUAUGAGGUUAUGUUGUGGGUUCGGAUGUAAAUAAUUGUCUGUGCAAAACAAAUUAAUAGGAUCUGAUUUGCUCAGAGUUUUGUUCAAUAAUAUAUUAAUAAGGCAUUUCUCCCUGUUGCACUGAGGACUGAUGUGUCAAAUGAAAUUUAAGGAGGAAAUGGAAGAAUUCAGGUACAUCCAUUGCAUAUUAUUUUAGAAAAGAUGAAUCCUGUGUACGUGGCAAUUUUCCAGUGUCACCUGAACAACGAAUUCUCCCAAGGAAAUUCAUCUUUUCUUUUUCUUAAAAGAAAGGAAAAAAAAAAAAAAAGACUUCCGGCUUUCCCUUCCCAUCCACCAUAUCCUUCAGCUUCCGUUCUCAAUGGUCCCUGUAUUCUUGUUUGACCAGUGACAGGAAAACAGCAUCUGUCAGGGAGCUGUCUGGUAAGAGUUACCUUAUGAGCUGGAGCUUCAGGAAACAUGAGUAAAGGCGUACAUAUGUAUAUAAUCGUAGAUGUAUUGUAGCAAGAAAAAAAUGUAUUUAUUUUCACACAGGGAAGCACUGACUUAUGUUGCUGAAGAACUUGAAGCUAGUGAAAGGUUCUCUUCUCAGUCUCUGAGAGUGGACCCCAAGUGACAAAGACCAUUCACUGAGCAGGCGCCCGCUGAGCCGCUCCGCUGAGCCAGCCGUGGCUAGGCACACGAGCGAGCCACACAGACCUGACUUCGUGAAACCUAUUGUCCGGGGAAGGCCAGGUUUUCUCCCUUCGAUUCCUCAAGUCUGGGUUGCAAAGGCAGGGGCCGGGGACUCUACUGCCACAGGUUUCUAAGGAACCAAGGUGUUACAAGUACAAAAUGAUUGCGGUGGGGGGCGGGGAACUGGGAAUAACUUACUGGGAAGCUAAUUUAUUUGCUAAAGAGGAGGUGUGGGAAUCAGUACCCUCCGUUUUGAUCUGCCAAGGAUUUCCUCUCAGAGCUGUUGCACAAACAGAGGUGGGGCUUGGGAAGACACCAAACAAGACAGAUAUGCACCUAAAUUUCUAAUGUGUUCUAUGGGUUUCAAUUCUGAAAAAGAAAUAAAUAAAGAUUUUAUUAAGUAUUGAUGUAGCA